Molecule: messenger RNA, 833 nt
Organism: Solenopsis invicta (red fire ant)
Lineage: Eukaryota; Metazoa; Arthropoda; Insecta; Hymenoptera; Formicidae
Exons: 4
Coding region: 91-696 (201 amino acids)
Source: RefSeq, a predicted model, not a curated record
CAAAAUUUUUUUUGUUUUCGAAGGAAGAAACUUUAAAAAAAGCAUGGCUGCAAGCUAUCAAUCGAAAAGAAGAGGAGUUGAAUAUGAAAUAUGCAAAAGUAUGUCAACAUCAUUUUUCACCCGACUGUAUGGAGGAAAGGUGAUAAUCUGACCACUAUGGAAUGUGCAAUAGAUGAAUCACAGUCGGAACAACACCAAAUACUAACACCAACAAAUGAACCAGAAACAGAAAUCGAAAAAUUGAAGCGCCUGCUGAACGAAUCACAGGAAAAAGUGAAACAAAUGGAAUCGAAAUGUGGGCAGCUGGAGCAAUUAUUAAAAGUAAAAACCAAUGAUUUAGACGUAAAAACCAAGGAUUUAGAAGCUAUGAAAAAGAUAAAUAAAGCAAAUUUAGAAGAUAUAGACAAGAAUAGAAGAGCAGAACAAAGAACUGCAACAAUAUUAAAUUCAAUCUUUACACCAGGGCAAAUAACAAAGCUGUUUGCAGAAAAUAGAAAAAGAAUUACUUGGUCAGCCGAGGAUAUAUCUUCUGCAAUUGCUCUCCGAUCAUUGAGUGGUAGAACGUAUAAAUACUUGCGAGAAGUAAAACAAAUGCCAUUGCCUUGCGAAUCCACACUACGAAAUUGGGCUGCAUGGGCUGUUGAAGGAUGUUUUAAAGAUAAUGCACUCAAAGGGAGAAAACUUAACCGCUGUUGAUAAGAUUGCCGUUCUAUGCUUCGAUGAAAUAUAUGUGUCGAAUUUAUUAGAUAUCGAACGAAGAGAGCAACGAGUUUAUGGAUCGCAUAAAACUUGCCAAGUUGUCAUGGGCCUUUUCUCUAAGUGGAAGCAGCCUA